AUGACACAAAAAAAUGUUGAUGAAUAUCAACGAGCUCAAUGUAUUGCAUUAAGAAAGACCGGUAUGUCUUAUCAUGCAAUCGGUACAAAUGCUGAGUUAUAUGAUUUGGAAGAUAAUUUUAUCGUCCAGCAUGAUAAUGCUCGAUUACAUACAUCGAAACAAACUCAAGCAAAAUUACAUGAAUUACAUGCAAAAGCACUUAAAUGA
Rotaria sordida is the source of this 207-nucleotide messenger RNA. Lineage: Eukaryota; Metazoa; Rotifera; Eurotatoria; Philodinida; Philodinidae. The record is from the annotation of a GenBank genome assembly.